AUGGCCUUCAUUUCGAGACAGCUACAAGAACAAGCCACGAUGAAGGCGCGCUGCGCCCGUGGGGCCGCCGAGCGCGAGGAGCAGCGCCGCGUCCGUGAGUCCUCGGACCGUGAUGCGCAAGCCGCCUUCGAAGAGGAGAAACAAAAGGCUGUCGAGCGGAAGAAGAAGGAGAAGGAGAAUGCCGAUUUCUUGCAGCAGCAGAUCAAUCAGAAGACUAUGGAGAAACGUGCCAAAGAGCAAAUGACGGAGGUGGAACAGGCCAUGAACAAGGAACGGCUGGAUCGUGCCAAGAAGCCGGAGACCCUGCAGAUGGUAGCGCAGCACAAGCUCAGGCAAGUGGGUGCUGCGGCCAAACGCGGUGCGUAG
Molecule: messenger RNA, 366 nt
Organism: Cladocopium goreaui
Lineage: Eukaryota; Dinophyceae; Suessiales; Symbiodiniaceae
Source: the annotation of a GenBank genome assembly